AUGCAUCAGUCAGCCGCGGCCGGCAAGAGCGGCAGAUACGGUCGGUCCCCCUCCGGUUCCCGCGACUCCCCGCUUGCGCCCUCCCGCUCCGACCAGCCCAGCUGGCGCUCCGCCGCCGCCGCUCCUCCCCCGCCCGCGGGGCCAGGAGCGGCGGGAGCAGGCGGAGGGGGAAGCACAGGAUGGGGGGACAGCGCGGACGGCGGUAGAUCUGCGGGCGGCGCAGCUCCGGGGGGAGCGUGGGCGCGGGGCGGACCGGGGAAGAGCGACAACGCCUGGGGAAGGGGAGAUGGCCCUGGUGGGGCUGGCGGAGCCCGCGGGGGACCUGGCGGAAACCCGUGGCACACGGGCGGGGGCGGGGUGGGUGUGCUGACUGGCGCGUGGCAGCAGCCGCUGCAACACCUGCAGCAGCCACCGCCGCCGCCGCUGGACCAGGCGCAAGCGGGGAAGGGCGCGAGAAAAGGGGACGGCGCGGGCGCGCUUGGCGGAGGGGGGGAUAGCGCGAAUGGGGGGAGCGCGAACGGGGGGAGCGCGGGAGAUGCGAGCGUGGGGGCAGCGCGCGCGGGGGGCCGGGAGUGGAUGGUGGCUGUGAGCGCGUGCCUGAUCGGGCACGCGGUGGAGGUACAACUGGUGCAGGGCGACUCGUACUCAGGCAUAUUCCACGCUGCUAACGAGGAGGACUUUGGCGUGGUGCUCAGGAUGGCGCGGCUGGUGCGGCAGGGAACAGGCCCGCAGAGCACAGAGACGCCUGCAGUCAGGGAAGCUGCCAGGAAGCCUCCGGUGAAGACGUUGGUGGUGCCUGCAGCCGACCUCGUGCAGCUGAUCGCCAAGGACGUGCCUCUGUUUGGGUCGGACCUGCUCGCCUCGUCUGUUGCAGCCAACGGGGAGAUCAGAACGGACAGCAGCAUCGGCAGCAUGCUCACCAGCGCUCGUGGCUCGUGGGGGGGCGCCGGAGGGGGCGCUGGGGGGGAGGGGCGCGAGCUGCAGCGGUGGGCGCCGGAGGGAGGGGAGCAGGGGAUGGGGCUGGACGAGGACAGCUUCCGAAGCAGCUCCAGGGCGUGGGACCAGUUUGAGGCGAAUCGCAAGCUGUUUGGCGUGGAGACAUCGUUCGACGAAGCCAUCUACACGACUCCGCUGGUGCGGCCGUCCCGGGAGCUGCAGGCGCAUGCUGAACGGAUCGCACGGGAGAUUGAGUCGCAGCCGAGCAGGAACAUGCACACUGCUGAGGUGAGGAGGGAAGGUGGUGGGGCUGUGGGAGCGAGGCUUCCACCUGCGCACAGCAGCCCGCACGCUGGCCUCGGCAGUCAAGGCCGCCCUCUCAUUUCCCUCCUCUCCUCUCCCGUUCCUCUCCCUCUCAUCUCCCUCUCAUUUCCCUCCUCCCUCUCCCGUUCCUCUCCUCUCCCGCUCCUCUCCCUCUCUCAUCUCCCUCUCCUUUCCCUCUCACCUCCUUUCAUCUUCGCCUCCUUACAACCCCACCAUCAGGAGCGGGGCUUCCACCUGCGCAAUGCAGCCCGCACGUUGGCAUCGGCAGUCAAGGCCGCCCUCUCCUCGGAUGACCCAUCUGCUGUUGGGGGCCUGGGCGGCAGUGCGGACAGUGCGUGGGACGAUGAUGAUGACGACAUGGACGAGGAGACCAAGUACUCUUCGGUCAUUCGCUCCACCGCUGAUCUGGACAGUGGAAUGGACGACGAGGUGGAUGAUGCCAACGAUGAGACCUUCGGUGAUGCCGCCCCCACCACCGUGCAUGGCACUCCCCAGGCGCCCCCCUUGCUGCCUACUCCAGGUGUUUCGUCUGAAUCCGCUGCCAAAAGCGCUCCAGGCGAAAGCCAGAAACAGACAGAAGUUGCCGCCCUAGAAGCUGCAGGCGAGGGCGAGAAACGGACGGAAUCUGCCGCCCAAACGACUGCGGGUGGCAGCGGUGACAAAACGGAGAGGGGAGAGAAGGUGAAGCAGGGGAGUAGUGGAACCGAGGAAACGAAAGAGGAAGGGGCGAAGGGAGCAGCAGGGGAGAGUAAGGAGGGCGAGAAAGACGGAAAGGAAGGGAAGAAAGGGAAGGAGGGGAAGGAGGCGAGGGAGGGGAAGGUGGCAGUGGGGGCGUCACGAUCAUCAUCAGCAUCAUCCACCUCGUCUGCCAGCGGUGCCAGUGGUGCUCUCUCCGCCUCUGACCUGCCCUCCAUCCCCUCCCACCCGCGCCUGCGCAUGCACCCCCGUCGCCUCGUCAAGGCGGCAUCAGGGGGGCUAUUCCAGGUGCACGGCAGCCCAUCCCGUCGCUCGCCCCUCAUGUCGCCGUUGCUCACAGACGCCCCCGCCAACCUGCAGGCGCUCAACCUCGACCAGAGCGUGCCGCACCUGUCUGAUGAUGUGUACCGUGAGUUCCAGGAGUUCAAGCAGAGGAGCCGGCGCAUACGCGACGAGGCCGAGGGGGUGCGCUCAUGUAGCGAUCUGCUGGGCAACGUGGGGGGCUGGGGAGAGAGAGGGGGGAGGGAAGGGGGAGAAUGUGCGGACACCACUAUAUCAAGUCGCUCCUCUGGCCGCAACAUCCCCACCUAUCUCAAGAGCUCCCACUCUUCCCCGGACCUGAAGCCCUUCCUAGCCUCUGCAGCCUCGGCACUCCUCCGUUCCUCCUCUUCUGUGCUGCCUACUUGCCUCUGCUUCUUCCAUCCUCUUGUCCCUUCCCCCCCAUCCCCCUUGCAGGUCGUUCCUCUGGUCGCAACACCCCCACCCACCUACCUCGAGAGCUCCCACUCCUCCCCGGACCUCAAGCCCUUCCUAAACUCUACUCCCUUCCCUGCCGCCUCGCCUCUGCUUCCUCCAUCCUCUUAUCCCUUCCCCUCUCUCCCCCCUGCAGGUCGCUCCUCUGGUCGCAACACCCCCACCUAUCUCGAGAGCUCCCACUCCUCCCCGGACCUGAAGCCCUUCCUAGCCUCUGCAGCCUCGGCGCUCCUCCGAUCCUCCUCCUCCGCCGCUGUCUCCUCCGCUGCCGCUCCCGCCACGUCAUACCGCUCCCCGUCGCCAUCCAACCUGGCGCGCUCGAACUCGCAUUCCGUGGACGCUCCUGCCACGUCAGCGCCGGCUGCCACCUCAGCAGCCAAAGCUCCGGCACCGAAACCGGCUUCUGCCGAAGCAUCAGCGGCGGCAGCAGCGGCGCCAGGCGCAGCAGAUGGUGGGGUGGGGACAGGAGGAGCUGAAAGUGGUGAAACAGCAGCAGACGUGCCUAGCGGUGGUGGUGGGGUUGGGGCAGCAGGAGGAACGGCAGGGGAGGUGGCAGAGGGUGUGGAAGGAGCAGCAGGCAGCAGCAAUGCUCCUGCUGCUACUGCAAGUGGUGCUCCUGCUGCUGUGAAGAAAUCCACCCUCAAUCCAAACGCCAAGGAGUUCAAGUUCAACCCCAACGCCAAGGUUUUUACACCCACCUUCUCCAUGCCCGCUUCCGCGCCCCUCCCUCUCCCCCCGCCCUUCAUCCCCGCCUACCCCUCCGCCCUCCCCCCCCAACCCCGCCCAGACCACCCCUUCCCCUUCCAACCCCUCCCUGGCGCACCCCCUUCCGCCCCUGGCGCCCCCAUCCCCUUCCCCGCCCCCCUCUACCUCCCCACCCCUCUCCCUCCCCCCUCCCCCGCCCUGUCUUCCCCCAUUCCCCCCGCCAACGCCCCUGGCGCCCCCACCCCUCCUGCUUCCGCGCUCCCCCUCCCCCUACCCUCCCCUGGGUCCGUUCCCCCUGUGGGACAAGCCGGGGCGGCAGGGCUUAUUCCUAUCCCUGUUUCGGUGCCAGGUGGCAUGCCUCCAUUGGCUGUGGCUCCCCAGCCAUUGUACAUGCCGCCCCAGCAGCAGCAACAGCAGCAGCAGGCAUUGUUCUCUCAGCAAGGAUUCACGGGAGGGGGUAGCGGGGGGAAGGAAGGGGGAAAGCAAGGGGAAGGCGGGAGUGAUGGUGGGGAGUUUGGGGGGGGUGGUGGAGGGGCAGGGGGGAUGCAGGGGCAAGGGAUGCUGCUGCCCGGUAUGCCGCCCGGCAUGCCCCCUCCCAUGCGUCCCUACCUCCCUGCGCCUCACGGCGCCGGCCAGCCCAUGCCUGGAGGCGGCAUGGCGGGCGGCAUGGGCGGCAUGCCAAUGAUGUUCAGCCCGCAGGGGUUUCCCCAGCCCAUGAUGUACGGGCAGCACGGCCAGCUCAUGUACAUGCCCAUGCCUCAGAUGAUGCCUGCUCCUAUGAUGAUGGCAUCUCAGCAGCAACAGGACCAGUCACAGCAACAGCAGCAGCAGCAAGACGGCUCACAGCAAGCAAGCAUAGACCAGCAGCAAGGGCAACAGCAGCAACAAGACGCAGGGCAACAGCAACAGCAACAGCAGCCGCAGCAGCAUGGAGCACCAUUGACGGGAAUGGCAGCACAGCACAAGGGUCCCCCUCAGAUGUAUCCCAUGGGGAUGCCACGAGGCCCUGUGAUGCUGCCGCCCCCACACUUCUUCCACCGCCCGCCCAUGGUUCCCAUGCACGGCAUGCCGCCCGGCCACAUGCCCAUGCCGCCCCACCAAGGCCCGUCACCUCCGGUUAUGAACAGCAGCCCCCAGCCACCUGCCGCCAUGCCCCCUGCGCGCUAA
Molecule: messenger RNA, 4581 nt
Organism: Closterium sp. Naga37s-1
Lineage: Eukaryota; Viridiplantae; Streptophyta; Zygnematophyceae; Desmidiales; Closteriaceae
Source: the annotation of a GenBank genome assembly